CUCCUGAGGCAGACACCUACAGUCUUUUCUGCCUUUAGCCGACCAAACGACACAGCGGCUGAUUCAAACUGCAGACCAAACACAACAAAGCAAGAGUUUUUUUUGGAUCAUUUAGUUUAUUCAGAAUCCAGUUUUUGUUUUUAUACAUUUAUAUACAUUAUUGUGUGUGGAGCAGCCUCAUCAGUCAUGAAUCCUGAAUACGACUACCUGUUCAAGCUUCUUCUCAUCGGUGACUCUGGAGUUGGGAAGUCGUGCCUGCUGCUGCGCUUUGCGGAUGACACCUACACCGAGAGCUACAUCUCAACCAUUGGAGUGGACUUCAAGAUCAGGACCGUCGACAUGGACGGGAAGACUGUGAAGCUGCAGAUUUGGGACACGGCAGGUCAGGAACGAUUCCGAACCAUCACCUCCAGCUACUACAGAGGAGCACACGGCAUCAUUAUCGUGUACGACGUCACUGAACAGGAGUCCUUCAACAACGUGAAGCAGUGGCUGGAUGAGAUCGACCGCUACGCCUGUGAAAACGUCUCCAGGCUGCUGGUGGGAAACAAGUCGGACCUCGUCAGUAAGAAGGUGGUGGACGCUGCCUCGGCUCAGGACCUGGCCUCGUCUCUGAAGAUCCCCUUCCUGGAGACGAGCGCUAAGAGCUCUGACAACGUGGAGAAGGCGUUCCUCACCAUGGCCUCAGAGAUCCACAAGCGUCUGGCCAGCGAGGGAGGGGGCAUGCGGGGUGAGGCCUCACAAGCCAAGGCCCAGAAGAUCAACAGCGCUCCUCUGUGGCUCGGAGGAGAGAAACAGACGUCGGAGGCCAGUAACUGCUGCUGAGAGGAACCGUGGCCCACUGCUCUCAGCGUGUAAUAAAUAAACAAGUCGUCUCGUUUCUGACAGGUUUACCGCAGAAGCUGAAAUCUAAAAACGUGAGCUGGAAUAUUUUCAGACAGUUUCUCUGAGGAUCAUGUUUUACACCAACAGCACAGUUGAGUGAAAAUCGGCAAAAAUACGUAGCUGUCAUGUCAAAGUUCUGAAUCUUAACAAAAACCGUCCGAAAAGCGUCGUGAAGAAACAGUCUGAGUGGUUUGAAGCUGCUGUUACUACGAUCAUUCACUUCUUAUUUAACCUAUCAGCUGUUGUUGUGUUUGUUUGUUGUUUAUUUCUGUCAAUAAAGAUAUAUUUGCAGCAUUUGAUUCAGAAAAUAAAUUUAUCAGUGAAAAAA
Molecule: messenger RNA, 1213 nt
Organism: Nothobranchius furzeri (turquoise killifish)
Lineage: Eukaryota; Metazoa; Chordata; Actinopteri; Cyprinodontiformes; Nothobranchiidae
Product: ras-related protein ORAB-1
Biological process (GO): vesicle-mediated transport
Molecular function (GO): GTP binding; GTPase activity
Source: RefSeq, a predicted model, not a curated record